GCAUGUAACAACUCGAGACAGAACAGAAGUCAGCUUUAUCUGUUAUCCGAAAUCCAAUUCCCUCAAGUUAAGCACAUAUCCUAUCAGUGAUUAUACUAGAAAGAUUAGGUUUCUAUUUUUAUUCUCUUCUUUCUCCGGCGGUGUUGAUUGGCAAUGGUUAGGCAAAAGCUGAGGGGGUUGUGACUGAGGUAUAAAAAAAGAAUGGUAGAAUCGGCGGAAUUUGCGGCGGGGGAGGGGAAUUUUCGGGGGAGAGGAAGCGGGGGAGUGGUGGUGGGGAAGUACGAGGUGGGGAAGAUGGUGGGAUGUGGAGGGUUCGCGAAAGUGUACCACGGGAGGGAAACGGUGACGGGGCAGAGCGUAGCCAUAAAAGUGGUGAGCAAGCAGCGGCUUCAAAAGGGAGGCCUCAACGCCUCCAACGUCUCCAGGGAGAUCGCUAUCAUGCACCGCCUUCGUCACCCCUCUAUCGUGCGCCUCUCCGAGGUCCUCGCCACCAAAUCCAAGAUCUUCUUCGUCAUGGAGUUCGCCAAAGGCGGCGAGCUCUUCGCCAAGGUCUCCAAGGGCAGGUUCUCCGAGGACCUCAGCCGCCACUAUUUCCAGCAGCUCAUCUCCGCCGUUGGAUACUGCCACUCCCGCGGCGUCUUUCACCGCGAUCUCAAGCCGGAGAACCUCCUCCUCGACGACAAGCUCGAUCUCAAAAUCUCCGAUUUCGGGCUCAGCGCUCUCACCGAUCAGAUCCGACCCGACGGCCUCCUUCACACCCUCUGUGGCACUCCUGCCUACGUGGCGCCGGAGGUCCUCGCCAAGAAAGGCUACGACGGUGCUAAGGUCGACGUGUGGUCAUGCGGAGUCAUACUGUUUGUCCUCAACGCCGGCUACCUCCCCUUCAACGACCACAACCUCAUGGUCAUGUACCGGAAGAUCUACAAGGGCGAUUUCCGAAUCCCCAAGUGGACCUCCCCUGAUCUCCGCCGACUUCUCUCUCGCCUUCUCGACACCAAUCCUCUCUCCAGGAUCACCAUCGACGAGAUCCUCCACGAUCCCUGGUUCAAACAGGGCUACCACCUCCGUAUGUCCAAAUUCCACCUCGAAGACGACUCCGACAUGAAACUCCAUGCCCUCGACUCCCCCAUGAACGCCUUCCACAUCAUCUCCGGUUCUCCCGGUUUCAAUCUCUCCGGUCUCUUCGGCGACGACGCCAGAGAGUACGACCGAGUUGACCGCUUCGUCUCCGGUUGGACCGCCGCGAGGCUGCUGGAGAAGCUGGAGGAGAUGGUUGCGGCGGCGGCGGAGAAUCUCACGGUGGCCAAGAAGGAGGCUCGUGGGAUGAAGAUUCAAGGGCAGAAAGGUAACUUCGCGAUGGUGGUGGAGAUCAACCAGUUAACCGAUCAGGUGGUGAUGAUGGAGGUGAGGCACAGACAACGAGCCGGUGCAUCUCGCCCAGAUAUUUGGUCAGAUACGGUCCGGCCUUUCCUUGUGGGGAUUGUGCACAAACCGGACGACACGCUGCUCGGUUUAGGAUCAGACCAGAACCAAGAAGAUUCUUCUUCUUUGCGUGACGUAAAUACGACGCUUUAGUUUUAGGUAGUCUGUCAAAAUUAUCCUUUAAAAAAAAUAAAGAUAAAAAAACAUCCCGGGUUUUCUGUAAUUGUAUUUUUAUCCCGGACCUCUGACAAAUUAAUUGUCGAAAUUUUAUUUAAAGUUAGCCAUCUUUAUUAUAUAUAUGGAAAUUUUUUAAGU
Eutrema salsugineum is the source of this 1737-nucleotide messenger RNA. Its product is annotated as CBL-interacting serine/threonine-protein kinase 14. The record is from RefSeq and is a predicted model, not a curated record. Gene Ontology annotation, molecular function: protein kinase activity; ATP binding. Bases 202 to 1575 code for a protein of 457 amino acids. The transcript has a single exon. Lineage: Eukaryota; Viridiplantae; Streptophyta; Magnoliopsida; Brassicales; Brassicaceae. Gene Ontology annotation, biological process: signal transduction; protein phosphorylation.